Molecule: messenger RNA, 8100 nt
Organism: Mangifera indica (mango)
Lineage: Eukaryota; Viridiplantae; Streptophyta; Magnoliopsida; Sapindales; Anacardiaceae
Exons: 16
Coding region: 729-6365 (1878 amino acids)
Molecular function (GO): ADP binding; zinc ion binding
Source: RefSeq, a predicted model, not a curated record
AUUAAUUAUCUACCUACUCUUCACUUUUCACCACAGAUUAAUAAGGUCAAUGGUAAUUUUCAGUAUCAAAUCAAUUGAUUUUGGUUGAACUUUCAUUUCUCUUUAUCAUCUUCACAUUUCUUCUCUUUCAAUUAUUCAGAAAUACUUUCACUUACAAAACUCUCAGAAACCACAUCCUUUGAUUUCUUCGGUUUGCGCCUUACUUGCCCUGUCACAAACCUCUCCGAAACUAGUUCCCCUGAUUUCUUCACUUCGCACCCUGGUUGCCCUGUUACUUUCUCUGUUUUACUUUCUUUUUUUCAGAAUCUUUUUGCCCUAUUUCUGGUUAUUUAUUUUUUUCUGUUUCAAUAUUUCUGAUUUCUUCAACCAAAAAAAAAAAAAAACUCUUUGCUUUCAGUUAUUUCUCGAUUACUAGAAAGAAUUAUCAUUUCUCUUAUUUAUUGUUAAUUAUUUUCAUUUGCUUUACUUCUCUUCCCUUUUUGAUUUCUUCGGUUUGCACCUUACUUGCCCUGUUACUAUCUCUCUUUUAUUUUCUUUAAUUCUGCUUUCUUUUUGCCCAAUUUCUGUUUUUUUUUUUUGAAAAAAAGAAUAUCUGUUUCAAUAUCAUUUGGUUAUUUCUCAAUUACCAGAAAAAAAUCCGUUUCUCUAAUUUAUUUUUAAUUUUGGAAGUUGUAUUUUAAUUAUUUUCAUUUUCUUCUGUUUUUCAAACCUGAAAAAAGUUAAAAAAAAUGGUUGAUGUUGCCGGGAGUGUUGGGAGUGUGGUGAGUCCUGUCCUUCAAGUUGCCGAGUGGUUGGCUGCUCCGAUUUGGCGUCCAUUUAAGUACUUGCUCAACUACAAGACCAACUUUGACAAUCUCCGAGAGGAAGUUAAAAACCUGAAGAAUGCAAGAGAUGAAGUUCAGCGUAAGGUUACAGAUGCUAAAAGAAAUGUGGGAGAGAUCAAACAGAAUGUUGAGGACUGGCAGGAGAGUGUGAAUAAGACCAUUACUGAAGCAGAGCAGCUGAUUAAAGAGAUGUGCAAGAGAUGUGCAAGAGACCAUUACCGUAUGGUUACUGAAGCUGAAAGAAAUGUGCAAGAGGUCGGACAAGAGCUUAAGGAUUGGCAUGUGGAUGAGACCAUUACUGAAGCAGAGCCGUUGAUUCAAGAGAAAGCAAACAACCGGAGAUGUUUCAAGGGAUUUUGCCCCAACUUCAUCAUUCACUACAAACAAAGCAAGAAAGCUUCCAAAUUAAAGCAGGAUGUUAUUGAUCCACUCCUCCGGCAAGAAAAGAAGUUGGAUCCAGUUUCCUAUCAAACUAAUCCACCAGAGAUCUGGCUUAGAUCUAGUGAAAAUUAUUUGGCUUUUGAAUCAAGAAACUACACUUUUAAGAAUGUAUGGGAUGCUUUAAAUGGUGAGAAUGUCUUCAUGAUUGGUGUUUAUGGGAUGGGGGGUCUUGGGAAGACCACUCUUGUGCAAGAAGUUGGUAGGAAAGCCAAGGAGGAAAAGCUCUUUGACGACAUUGUUUUUGUGGAGGUAUCAGAAUCUCCUGAUAUAAAGAAUAUUCAAACAGUAAUUGCUAACAACUUGGGUUUGAAAUUCGAAAACAACUUGGGUGUGAAAUUGGAAAACGAAAGUGAAAGGGCAAAGUGGCUAUAUUCAAGAAUGGAGGGCCAGAAAAUUCUUUUAAUUCUAGAUAAUAUUUGGGAACCUCUAGAAUUUGAAAAGAUAGGAAUUCCUUAUAGAGCUGAUCGUGGAAGAAAUAAACUUUUGUUCACAACAAGAAACUUAAAUGUGUUGGACAUGAUGGAUUCCACAAAUAAUUUCAAGAUGGGCAUUUUAAAUGAAACAGAAGCUUGGACCCUAUUCACCAAAAUGACAGAUCUUUUUGCAGAAAAUAUUAUUCAAACACAUGAAUUGCAUUCUCUAGCAAAAGAUGUAUGCAAGGAAUGCAAAGGAUUACCUAUUGUAAUUUGUACAAUAGCUAAAGCAUUAAAAAACAAGAGUCAUCCAUCUUAUUGGGACUGUGCAUUGCGAGAAUUGAGGGAACCUUCUCCAAGAAAGUAUGCAAGAUACCUAGAAGAGGAUUACGCAAAGAUCGCCUUAAGUUACAAGUAUUUGAGAGAUGAUGAACUUAAGAAAACGUUUUUAAUUUCUAGUCUAAUGGAAAAUAAUACUUCCAUUUCAGACUUGUUCAAACAUGUUGUGUGUUUGGAUGUAUUUGAUGGAGCUAAUUUUACAAUGGAAGAAGCACGACAAAGACUAGAUAUAUUGGUUUGUGACCUCAAAGAUGCUUGUUUAUUGCUUGGCGGGUUUGAAAGCGGCCAAUUCGCUAUGCAUGAUGUUGUUCGUGUUGUUGCCACAACAAUUGCAUAUGUGGAUCACCAUGUGUUUACAAUAAGAAAUGAUAUUGAGCAGGAUUGGAAGGAUAGAGACAAACUCAACAAAUGCACAAAGAUCUUUUUACCUGGUAAAAGUAAUAUUAUUAGUCAACUUAGGCUUAAGGAUUUGGAUUGUCCAAAUCUUGAAUAUUUCUGUAUGACUGAUAAGUAUGGUUCUUCUUUCAAAAUCCCGGAGGACCUUUUUACGGUGAUGUCAAAGCUUAGAGUAUUAAAUUUGGGUGGACUAUGGCAAUCAUCAUUGCCAUCAUCAAUUGAUAGUCUAACAAACCUUCAAACAUUGUGUUUAGAUAAUAGCAGAGUUAAAGAUUUUGCUAUUAUUGGAAAGCUACAAACAUUAAAAGUUCUUAGCUUGCAACGAUCAAAUAUUGAGGUGUUUUCUACAGAAUUGGGUCAAUUGACUCAACUAAGGUUGUUAGAUUUAAGUUAUUGUUGGGGAUUGAAAGUAAUUGCUCCAAAUGUGAUAUCACAAUUAUCUCAAUUGGAAGAAUUUUAUAUAAAAGGAUGUUCUAUUAAUUGGGAGCAUAAAGUACUCAAGGAAUUGAAACUCUUGUCCAACCUCACCAGUUUAGAAUUGGAUAUUGUAGAUAACGAUGUAUUGCCUAGAGAUUUCAUUUCCAAAGAGCUUAGAAGGUACAAAAUAACAAUAGGAUGUAAGUAUUACAGAGAUCUAAUAACUAAAUCCCUAAGGAUUUUGAAAUUUGCAUGUAAUUCUACCAUCUCCCAAGAAACAUUACGUGGAAUCAAUAAUGUUGAAGUCUUACUCAUAGUCAAACCUUCAGAUGACGAGGAGGAUCUUGAUGAAAAGCCAACUUCAGAUGACGAGGAGGAUCUUGAUGAAGAGCAAAUGCUGCCAUUAUUUAAUGAGAAGGUUAUUUUCACCAAUUUGAUGGUCUUAAAGUUAGUCGAUAUCAGUUCUGGAAAGAUUUGGGAGAGUCAACUUUCAGCUUCUUCUUAUCAAAAUUUGACACAGUUGAUUUUAGAGGGAUGUGAUAAAAUAAAACAUGCGUUUCCAUUUUCCAUUGCUAAAAGCCUCCAGCAACUCCAAUACCUUAUAAUAAAGGGUUGUAAAGUUUUAGAGAAGAUUGUUGAAAAGGAAGAAGGAGCAGAAGUUGUUAAUUUUAUCUUUCCACAAAUAACUAAAUUGAAGCUUGAAGAUUUACCAAAACUUACCAUUUUCUGCCGAGGAGCAUAUGCUUUGGACUUGCCCAUAUUGAAAACACUGAAGAUAACAAGGUGUCCAAACUUCACUUUAAAAUAUCAAGGCUUCCAAGAUAAUAAUGAGGAAGGCGAAAUUCAAGAUUUGGAGUCAAAAUGCAUCUUCUUUGGGCAUAAGGUUAUUUUCACCAAUAUCAGUUCUGGAAAGAUUUGGGAGUGUCAACUUUCAGUUUCUUCUUUUCAAAAUUUGACACAAUUGAUUUUAGAGGGAUGUGAUAAAAUAAAACAUGCGUUUCCAUUUUCCAUUGCUAAAAGUCUCCAACAACUCCAAUACCUUAUGAUAAAGGGUUGUACAGUUUUAGAGAAGAUUGUUGAAAAGGAAGAAAGAGUAGAAGUUGUUAAUUUUAUCUUUCCACGAAUAACUGAAUUGAAGCUUGAAGAUUUACCAAAACUUACCAUUUUCUGCCGAGGAGCAUAUGCUUUGGAAUUGCCCAUAUUGAAAACACUGAAGAUAACAAGGUGUCCAAACUUCACUUUAAGAUAUCAAGGCUUCCAAGAUAAUAAUGAGGAAGGCGAAAUUCAAGAUUUGGAGUCAAAAUCCAUCUUCUUUGGGCAUAAGAUUAUUUUCACCAAUUUGAUGGUCUUAGAGUUGGUCAAUAUCAGUUCUGGAAAGAUUUGGGAGAGUCAACUUUCAGCUUCUUCUUAUCAAAAUUUGACACAGUUGAUUUUAGAGGGAUGUGAUAAAAUAAAACAUGCGUUUCCAUUUUCCAUUGCGAAAAGCCUCCAGCAACUCCAAUACCUUAUGAUAGGGGAUUGUGAGAUUUUAGAGAAGAUUGUUGAAGAAGAAGAAGAAGGAGCAGAAGUGGUUAAUUCUUUCUUUCCACGGUUAACUGAAUUGAAGCUUAGAAAUUUGCCAAAACUUAUUGUUUUCUAUCUAGGAGCAAAUGCUUUGGAAUUGUUAAUGUUGAAAACGUUGGAGAUAUCAAAUUGUUCAAUCUUCACUUCAACAUAUCAAGCCUUUCAAGAUAAUAACAAGGAAGGUGAAAUUCAAGUUGCUGAAUCAAAAUCCAUUUGCUUGGAGCAUAAGAUCAAUUCUGAUUUGAAGGCAUUUCAUUUUGAGGAUGAUGUGGUAUCUAUUACUUGGGAGAGUCAAUCUAAAACUCUUGAAACCUCUGUCGAAAAUCUUUCAAUGAAACUCCUUCAGAAAUUUUACAAUUUGAAAGUGCUCAAAGUAUGUCGCAGCCUAUCCAAAGAAAUUAAAGGCCCAUUUGAUCUUCCAUAUCUUAAAGUUCUAGAUAUAGAUAGUUGUUAUAGAUUAACGAGUCUAUCGACAUUCUCAACUUAUUUUCUAAAUCUUCAAGUUCUGCAGUUAAGUUAUUGCCACAGGUUGACAAGGAGGUUAAUAACAUCUUCAAUGGCUAAAAGCUUGGUCCAUUUGAGAGAAAUAAGCAUAUACAAGUGUAAUUUGCUAACUGAAGUAGUAGAAGAUGAGGCAGAUGCAACAACAACUAACAUUAGUUUUCACAAUUUGAGGAAGUUGUCACUUAAAGAAUUGGACAGUCUUACAUGUUUUUGUUUUGGGAAUUACUCUUUCAAUUUUCCAUAUUUAGAAACGUUAGUUAUAAAAGGAUGCCUCAAUAUGAAGACUUUCUGUCCUGGAUUCUUAAGCACUCCAAGGUUACACAAUGUCAAGUAUGAGAAUGAGCUAGUAGAGAUGGGGGGAAAUGACUUGAAUACAAGUAUACAACAAGCACACAAAAAUAGGGUUAACUCCGAUUUGAGUAAAUUAUCAUUAAGUGGAAGAGAUAUCAUGUCAAUUUGGCAAGAAGAGUUCAAAGAGAACUUUGACAAAGUAGAAACUCUUGAAUUGAUUAAGGAUGAAUACACACACAUUCCAAUUCAUAUCCUUGUAAAGUUUAUCAAUCUUGAAAAUCUCAUUUUGAAAAUAAGUUCAUACGAAGAGAUAUUCUUAUAUGGAGAAGAUGAGGAACAUGUUGGUGCACUUGCAAAAUUGAAAAAGCUAAAAUUGCAAGGACUUUUUAAUUUAAAGUGCAUUUGUAAACAAGACUUUCGGUUCAAAACAAUUCUUCAGAAUCUUCAUUCUUUAGAAGUAAGAGAUUGUAACAAUUUGAUGACUCUAUUGCCAGCUUUAUCAUCUUUUGAAAAUCUGUGGUCUUUGGAGGUAGCUGAUUGUAUUGGAAUGCAGAACUUAAUGACAUCUUCAACAGCCAAAAGUCUUGUGAGUCUAGAAAGGUUGUCAAUUCUAGGAUGUAAAAUGAUGAUAGAAGUAUUAGCAAAUGAUGGAGAUAUAGAGAAAGAUGAAAUUGUUUUUGAGAAAUUGGAGAGGUUGUUAUUGUUUGGUUUAGAGAGUCUCACAGGCUUUGGUUCAAGGAAAUACAACUUAAAAUUUCCAUCAUUAGAGUCAAUAUCAGUGAGUCAAUGCUUCAAGAUGAAGACUUUCUUUGAGGGAGGCUUAAACAUGCCAAAGUUACGGUUGGUGAACGAGAAAGAUUAUUCAAGUGACCUUAAUUGGGUCACACAACAAUUACAAAAUGAUUGUUCGAAGUUAUGGGAGGAAAGUGCAAAAUCAUAUGGUCAAGGAGCUGGUGAAGGGGAAUGGAUUUCUUACUACUGCGAUUAUUGCGACAAAGACAUCACGGGGAGGAUCCGCAUGAGAUGUGCAAUUUGUCCUGAUUUUGACCUCUGUGUAGAGUGCUUCAGUGUUGGAGCUGAAGUGGAAACUCAUAAGAGCAAUCACCCCUACAAAGUUCAUGAUGAGAUUGUCAAGUUAUUCCUCAAUCUGUUUGCAUAUUGGCAAAAUUGCUGGUAAAUGACUUUCAAUGCACUGGGAGCUGAUCAGAAGUUGAAAUUGACGUCAUUUUUGUCAUAUUCUAGUUGCAAGAUGGACUCAAUGUGAUUUCAGGAAUUUUCAUUGAGAAUCUAUAUAAUGAUGUUGUAGUUUUGAAAUAUGAUUUACUUGAAAUAUUGUUUGAAAAUGUGAUUUUCGUGUUUUGUUGCAAGAUGAUUGCAGGAUUAUGAGAAGGUAGUAUUCAAUUUAGGGAAGGUCCACUAAGGAUCAUAAAGUGCAAAUACAUUGAAUUAAAUGGCUCUUGAAUAUAUUUAUCUGGUUAGCAUUAUAUUGUACUUCAACUUGCGCAAGUAUAAUUUGAUAUAGACUAAGCUGUUUAUAUUUUUAGUAAUUUGCUUUUGAAAUUGAUGAUCAUAACCAUAAUCAGAAAAUGUCGCUGGUGGUUUUAUUGAAAUUGAUAAUGGUAGAAUUUUAAGCAUGUGUACAUUAGGUUUGGCUAAGUAGAUGUAAUGCUCAACUUGCAUGUUAAGGUUACAUGAUUGAAACUCCAGAGCUGGUGAGACUAUUCAUUUGAUGAUUGGAUCAUUUGGACCUGUCUUUCUCUUGUUGUCUGGUUCCUUUUUGAAGCCUUCUAUUUUUCGGUUGUUCUUCAUUUUUUUCACCGCUGCUUAGUUGUGCAGAACGCUAGGAAUAUUUCUUUUAUAUUCAUGUGUAAUGAACAAAUAUUUCUUUUGUAGAGUUGAAAAGCAGAUCACCAUCAACUUGCAUGUUAAGGUUACAUGAUUGAAACUCCAGAGCUGGUGAGACUAUUCAUUUGAUGAUUGGAUCAUUUGGACCUGUCUUUCUCUUGUUGUCUGGUUCCUUUUUGAAGCCUUCUAUUUUUCGGUUGUUCUUCAUUUUUUUCACCGCUGCUUAGUUGUGCAGAACGCUAGGAAUAUUUCUUUUAUAUUCAUGUGUAAUGAACAAAUAUUUCUUUUGUAGAGUUGAAAAGCAGAUCACCAUGUUUCAAAUCCAAGCAUGUAAAAAUCUAAUAUAGAGCUACUUAAAUGACAAUUCUCCUUCCUCAAGUGUCAAGAUUGCAUAAAUUUCAGCAUUCUGGCCAUUCUCUGAACAAAUUUUUGGGGCUGAAAUUUUAGUUUGAAAGAAAUGCAUUGUUCUUUAUGAUUUCAGAUGGUUCUGAGUCCUCUGGUGGAACUUUCAGAAUGAAGCCUCUGCGUAGAUUGUGAGGCAUUGCAGCUCAUGUUCCUUCUGUUUAAAUUAAAUGUGCAUGAAUGCUUUAAGACGAAGACUUUCUCUCAACAAGGCUUAAGCAUGCUAAGGUUCAAAGAGGUGAACUGGAAAUAUUGCUUGAAGAAUGAGCUUAAUACAGUCAUACAAUCAUUACAAAAUGAAUUUUCAGUGCUGUGUGAAAGAUUUGCAGAAUAAAAAGAGUGAGUGAGAUAGUAAAAUGAAAUGUCCAUCAACAUGCAGCAAAAUCAUCUGAUCUUGAUUGGGGCUAUCAGGAGAUGCAGAUGAAGUGAGACUUUAUUUUAGACUAUCAAAGGAAGAGGAAGCUAAUUAAGGAUGUGGUCUCCCGGUAAUUUGCCAGAAAUCGGCUGCAAAUGGAAGAAAAGGCAGGAAAUGGACUCUAAUGUCUUUGUAAAUCAAAUAUCUAGUUCUUCAUGUCUAUGAUAAUCUUUUGGCUUAAAUAUCUACUUCCUUAUUGUUUUUAUUCUGAUUUAGCAACAAUUAAUUGAUAUUCUCAUUUCUAUUGUAA